Xyrauchen texanus (razorback sucker) is the source of this 8716-nucleotide messenger RNA. Its product is annotated as ATP-binding cassette sub-family C member 10-like. The record is from RefSeq and is a predicted model, not a curated record. Gene Ontology annotation, molecular function: ATP hydrolysis activity; ATP binding; ABC-type transporter activity. Bases 1006 to 8043 code for a protein of 2345 amino acids. Gene Ontology annotation, cellular component: nucleus; membrane; costamere. The transcript has 5 exons. Gene Ontology annotation, biological process: regulation of RNA splicing; transmembrane transport. NCBI's taxonomy places the organism in Eukaryota, Metazoa, Chordata, Actinopteri, Cypriniformes, Catostomidae.
CCCGGCUUUAUGACUUUUCAGCUAAGAAUGUAGUUUAAAAAAAGGUGCAGCACUGAUCCAUCACUCUGGCUCUCACAGAGUCAGGUGCAUGGUCAUUAGAUACUUACAGAUACCUGCAGUUUAUCAUGUUAUACUAUGUAAACCCAUGUAAAACUCAGAAAAUUGUGUUGGUCUUUUAUAAAUGGUCACAUGUUAAAUUUAUGUAAAAUGAUCUGGCUGUCUCAAAAGUAAAUAGUUUUUUUUCUCUACUUUUUGGCGUUUACAGAUUUCUUUCAGUCAACUUUAUAUCCUAUAUAUAUAUUUAUAAUCUAUAUUUUUUUUUAUUUUAGAAAAUCUACUCAAAAGUACUUUUUCUCUUUUCAAAGAGGUACAUUAUUUUAUUUCAGAGUAAGGCGUGAGCAUUAUACUGUGUUUUAUUAUUAUUUAUUACUGUGGUUUCAGCACAUUGUCUCUUCUGAGAAUGUUCAUAAUGCAUAACCAGUUCCAUUAAAGGUGUAAAUAAAUCAUCUCCUCCCAGAACAACCGUUUUCAUUCGGGUAAGAGAGACUACGCCUUGUGCAGGUGGGUGUAUGAGUCAUAUGAGUCAUAAGGGAGUAAAUGCAUGCAUAGUUGUACCUUUUUUUCUUUUUUUUUUUACAAUUCCUUUUGAUUUUUUCCCAUCAAUCUGGAUUCAGGGAGUGGUUUGUUUUUGUUAUGUAACCCUAACUCUAGUGCAGGACAGGCAGCUAUGCUGAAGGAAUAUGAGGUUUGAGGUAUGUGUUUGAGGUUAAACCAGUUCGUCCAGUCUUUAUGUGUAUUACCUGCUGCAAUGGGAAUUCCAUAAACAGUAAGAGGAGAACAGAGGUAAACACAUUUUCAUUCGGCUGUGCAUGGAAACUGUUGUCCUCAGCAUGGCACAUUAUCAGUGCUAUGUAACAAGGAUCUAAAAUCUUAAUACAGUCUCAUUGGAUACAAGGUUUGAGUUUGAGGCGUUCCUUUGCUGUAAAUACAAUAUAUACUAUUAAAAUGGCUGGUCAUCGAAGAAGCCUCUCUGACAGCCUGCUUCUUGAUGAUAAUGUCUCUGGAGGGAUGUCUGAGUUCACAGACCUGGACUUUCAUGAAGAAGAUGGAAUUGUGGAUGCCAACAUUCACUUCAAUCAGAAAAAAAGGAAAGAAGGUCUUGACGUUUUGAAGUUUAAUGAUAAGGUGCAGGUGUUGACAAAGUAUGAUUUGAAAUCCAGCAAGAGCAUGGACAGUCUGGAUCAGAAUGUCAGAGCUCCAGAUGAGAUGUGGAAAGAUUCUUAUGACAAGCUCUACAAUAACAAAGUCAAGAAAUACAUGAAAGGAAAUAAAUCUUUUCAAGAAAACAGAGAUUCAUUGACAGGCCAGAGGGAAAGACCUACUUCUGACAUCAGUAAAUCCCAUUUAAUGGAUUUCCCUACUGCUGACUGUAAAAGCAAGGUAAAUGUUGCAGCUUGCCUCCAGAAUGCAGAUCGUAUGCGACCCACUCCAUAUGCAACAGAACCUGCUUAUAAAUUUGGGGCUUUUAUGGCACAUGAUGAUACCAGGGAUUCUACAAGUGAAUACAACUCAGACUUAUUACAAGGACCUGAUCUGAUGAGAGCAGAAAAGAUCAAAGCUGACAUUGCAAGUGAUGUUGAUAAUGAAAUUAACAUACAUGGUAGGAAACUUAAAAAUAGAAAAAUAGAUCUCGGUAUCAGUACACCAGAUUCAAAUCUUACACUGCCAAAUACCAAAGGAGCUCCUGUGAUAAAUCUCACAAAAGGCAACUUCAAAAGCCCAAAAGCAGAGCUUAAUGACCAUGAUAUUGAUAUGGAAGUUCCAUCAAGUCUGCUCAAAGGGGCAAAAUUAAAACUGCCCAAGUUUAACCUCCCUGGAUUCAACAAGACAGACAUUGAUUAUGAUGGAAAAAUAGAGGGAUCAAAAUUGGCAUUGUCAUCCUCUGAAUUAGGUGCAGGGCUUAAUGGUUCUAAUAGUCAGAUUGAUGGACCACAAGCUGAUUUUAAAGGUCAGAAAGCAGACUUUACACUUCCAGAUAUGGACAUGCCAUCUGGAAAACUGAAAAUGCCCACUUUCAACAUGCCUGAUUUUGGUCCCUCAGGACCCAAAAUAAAGACACCUGACUAUGAACUGAAGACUCCUGAAAUGGAUCUGUCUGCUCCAAAGAUUAACACAGACUUCGAUUCCCCAGACUUCAACAUCAAAGGUCAUAAGGCAGAUAUCACAGCUCCAGACAUAAAUGUUGAUAUGCCUAAAGGUAAACUUAAGGGACCAAAUUUGAAGAAACCCAAGCUUGACAUAGAUGCAUCUGACCUUGAUAUUAAUGCCCCAUCAGGUAAAUUAAAGCUGCCAAAAUUUGGCCUCUCGGGUAGCAAGCCAAAAGGACCCGAUCUUCAGAUAAAUUCUCCAGAUCUGAAUCUCAAAAGCCCCAAAAUUAAGGGAGGACUUGAUACCCCAGACAUGGAUUUGACUCUCCCUCAAUCUGAUUUCAAAGGCCCGGACCUAGAUAUCAAUUCACCUGAUUUUGAUGUUAAUGGUCCUUCUAGUAAAUUCAAUAUGCCAAAGUUAAAGAUGCCACGUUUUGGCCUGUCAGGCUUAGAACGGCCACAUAUGAAUGUGGAUACUGACAUUGAUCAAGCAGACCUUAAUCUGAGCACAUCAACUCCCAAAAUAAAUACUGGGAUACAUGGUCCUGAUAUUGGCAUUCAUGGACCUAACAUUGAUAUCAAAGGUUCAAAAACAGACCUUAAACUUCCAGAAAUGGACAUGCCUUCUGGAAGACUGAAAACACCUACUUUCAAGAUGCCUGAUUUUGGUCUGCCAAGUCCCAAAUUAAAGACACCUGACUAUGAACUAAAGACCCCUGAAAUGGAUCUGUCAGCUCCAAAGAUUAAGGGAGAAUUUGAUUCCCCAGACUUCAACAUCAAAGGUCAUAAGCCAGAUAUCACAGCUCCAGACAUGAAUGUUGAUAUGCCUAAAGGUAAUCUUAAGGGACUAAAUUUGAAGAAACCUAAUCUUGACAUGAAUGCACCUGAUUUUGACUUGAAUGCCCCUUCAGGUAAACUAAAACUGCCAAAAUUUGGCAUCUCUGGUAGCAAGCCAAAAGGACCCAAUCUUAAUAUCAAUUCUCCAAAUCUGAAUCUCAAAAGCCCCAAAAUUAAGGGUGGACUCGAUACCCCAAACAUGGAUUUGACUCUCCCUCAGUCUGAUUUGAAAGGCCCAAACCUAGAUAUCAAAUCACCUGAUAUUGAUGUUAAUGGCCCCUCAGGUAAAUUUAAAAUGCCAAAGUUAAAGAUGCCAAGUUUUGGCAUGUCAGGUCCCAAAAUAAAGACACCUGACUAUGAACUGAAAACUCCUGAAAUGGAUCUGUCAGCUCCAAAGAUUAAGGCAGACUUUGAUUCCCCAGACUUCAACAUUAAAGGUCAUAAACCAGAUAUCACAGCUCCAGACAUGAAUGUUGAUAUACCUAAAGGUAAUCUUAAGGGACUGAAUUUGAAGAAACCCAAUCUUGACAUGAAUGCACCUGAUUUUGACAUAAAUGCCCCUUCAGGUAAACUGAAAAUGCCAAAAUUUGGCUUUUCAGGUAGCAAGCCAAAAGGACCUGAUCUUAAAGUCAAGUCUCCAGAUCUGAAUCUCAAAAGCCCCAAAAUUAAGGGAGGACUUGAUACCCCAGACAUGGAUUUGACUCUCCCUCAGUCUGAUUUGAAAGGCCCAAACCUAGAUAUCAAAUCACCUGAUAUUGAUGUUAAUGCCCCCUCAGGUAAAUUCAAAAUGCCAAAGUUUAAAAUGCCAAGUUUUGGCAUGUCAGGCUUGAAAGGGCCACAAAUGAAUGUGGAUGCCAACAUUGAUCAGCCAGAUAUUAAUCUGAGCACAUCAACUCCCAAACUAAAUGCAGGGAUAAAUGGCCCUGAUAUGGGCAUUAAUGAACCUAAUGUUGACCUCAAAGGUCCAAAAACAGACCUUAAACUUCCAGACAUGGACAUGCCUUCUGGAAAACUGAAAAUGCCCACUUUCAAGAUGCCUGAUUUGGGUCUGUCAGGACCCAAAUUAAAAACACCUGACUAUGAACUGAAUACCCCUGACAUUGAUCUGUCAGCUCCAAAGAUUAAGGGAGACUUUGAUUCCCCAGACUUCAACAUCAAAGGUCAUAAGCCAGAUAUCACAGCUCCAGACAUGAAUGUUGAUAUGCCUAAAGGUAAUCUUAAGGGACUAAAUUUGAAGAAACCUAAUCUUGACAUGAAUGCACCUGAUUUUGACUUGAAUGCCCCUUCAGGUAAACUAAAACUGCCAAAAUUUAGCAUCUCUGGUAGCAAGCCAAAAGGACCCAAUCUUAAUAUCAAUUCUCCAAAUCUGAAUCUCAAAAGCCCCAAAAUUAAGGGUGGACUCGAUACCCCAAACAUGGAUUUGACUCUCCCUCAGUCUGAUUUGAAAGGCCCAAACCUAGAUAUCAAAUCACCUGAUAUUGAUGUUAAUGGCCCUUCAGGUAAAUUUAAAAUGCCAAAGUUAAAGAUGCCAAGUUUUGGCAUGUCAGGUCCCAAAAUAAAGACACCUGACUAUGAACUGAAGACUCCUGAAAUGGAUCUGUCAGCUCCAAAUAUUAAGGCAGACUUUGAUUCCCCAGACUUCAACAUUAAAGGUCAUAAGCCAGAUAUCACAGCUCCAGACAUGAAUGUUGAUAUACCUAAAGGUAAUCUUAAUGGACUAAAUUUGAAGAAACCCAAUCUUGACAUGAAUGCACCUGAUUUUGACAUAAAUGCCCCUUCAGGUAAACUGAAACUGCCAAAAUUUGGCUUUUCAGUUAGCAAGCCAAAAGGACCUGAUCUUAAAGUCAAGUCUCCAGAUCUGAAUCUCAAAAGCCCCAAAAUUAAGGGAGGACUUGAUACCCCAGACAUGGAUUUGACUCUCCCUCAGUCUGAUUUGAAAGGCCCAAACCUAGAUAUCAAAUCACCUGAUAUUGAUGUUAAUGCCCCCUCAGGUAAAUUCAAAAUGCCAAAGUUUAAAAUGCCAAGUUUUGGCAUGUCAGGCUUGAAAGGGCCACAAAUGAAUGUGGAUGCCGACAUUGAUCAACCAGAUAUUAAUCUGAGCACAUCAGCUCCCAAACUAAAUGCAGGGAUAAAUGGCCCUGAUAUUGGCAUUAAUGGACCUAAUGUUGACCUCAAAGGUCCAAAAACAGACCUUAAACUUCCAGACAUGGACAUGCCUUCUGGAAAACUGAAAAUGCCCACUUUCAAGAUGCCUGAUUUGGGUCUGUCAGGACCCAAAGUAAAAACACCUGACUAUGAAUUGAAUACCCCUGACUUUGAUCUGUCAGCUCCAAAGAUUAAGGGAGACUUUGAUACCCCAGACUUCAACAUCAAAGGUCAUAAGCCAGAUAUCACAGCUCCAGACAUGAAUGUUGAUAUGCCUAAAGGUAAAUUUAAGGGACUAAAUUUGAAGAAACCUAAUCUUGACAUGAAUGCACCUGAUUUUGACAUGAAUGCCCCUUCAGGUAAACUAAAACUGCCAAAAUUUGCCAUCUCGGGUAGCAAGCCAAAAGGACCCAAUCUUAAUAUCAAUUCUCCAAAUCUGAAUCUCAAAAGCCCCAAAAUUAAGGGUGGACUCGAUACCCCAGACAUGGAUUUUACUCUCCCUCAGUCUGAUUUGAAAGGCCCAAACCUAGAUAUCAAAUCACCUAAUAUUGAUGUUAAUGGCCCUUCAGGUAAAUUUAAAAUGCCAAAGUUAAAGAUGCCAAGUUUUGGCAUGUCAGGUCCCAAAAUAAAGACACCUGACUAUGAACUGAAAACUCCUGAAAUGGAUUUGUCAGCUCCAAAGAUUAAGGCAGACUUUGAUUCCCCAGACUUCAACAUUAAAGGUCAUAAACCAGAUAUCACAGCUCCAGACAUGAAUGUUGAUAUACCUAAAGGUAAUCUUAAGGGACUAAAUUUGAAGGAACCCAAUCUCGACAUGAAUGAACCUGAUUUUGACAUAAAUGCCCCUUCAGGUAAACUGAAACUGCCUAAAUUUGGCUUUUCAGGUAGCAAGCCAAAAGGACCUGAUCUUAAAUUCAAGUCACCAGAUCUGAAUCUCAAAAGCCCCAAAAUUAAGGGAGGACUUGAUACCCCAGACAUGGAUUUGACUCUCCCUCAGUCUGAUUUGAAAGGCCCAAACUUAGAUAUCAAAUCACCUGAUAUUGAUGUUAAUGGCCCCUCAAGUAAAUUUAAAAUGCCAAAGUUAAAAAUGCCAAGUUUUGGCAUGUCAGGCUUGAAAGGGCCACAAAUGAAUGUGGAUGCCGACAUUGAUCAACCAGAUAUUAAUCUGAGCACAUCAACUCCCAAACUAAAUGCAGGGAUAAAUGGCCCUGAUAUUGGCAUUAAUGGACCUAAUGUUGACCUCAAAGGUCCCAAAACAGACCUUACAUUUCCAGACUUGGACAUGCCUUCUGGAAAACUGAAAAUGCCCAAUUUCAAGAUGCCUGAUUUGUGUCUGUCAGGACCCAAAUUAAAAACACCUGACUAUGAACUGAAGACUCCUGAAAUGGAUCUGUCAGCUCCAAAGAUUAAGGGAGAUUUUGAUUCCCCAGACUUUAACAUCAAAGGUCAUAAGCCAGAUAUCACAGCUCCAGACAUGAAUGUUGAUAUACCUAAAGGUAAUCUUAAGGGACUAAAUUUGAAGAAACCUAAUCUUGACAUGAAUGCACCUGAUUUUGACAUAAAUACCCCUUCAGGUAAAUUGAAACUGCCAAAAUUUGGCUUUUCUGGUAACAAGCCAAAAGGACCUGAUCUUAAAAUAAAUUCUCCAGAUCUGAACCUCAAAAGCCCCAAAAUGACAGGGGGACUUGAUAAUCCAAACAUGGAUUUUACUCUCCCUCAGUCUGAUUUGAAAGGCCCGAACCUAGAUAUCAUAUCACCUGAUAUUGAUGUUAAUGCCCCUUCAGGUAAAUUCAAAAUGCCAAAGUUACAAAUGCCAAGUUUUGGCAUGUCAGGCUUGAAAGGGCCACAAAUGAAUGUGGAUGCCGACGUUGAUCGGCCAGAUAUUAAUCUGAGCACAUCAAUUCCAAAAUUAAAUGCAGGGAUAAAUGGCCCUGAUAUGGGCAUUAAUGAACCUAAUGUUGAGCUCAAAGGUCCAAAAACAGACCUUAAACGUCCAGACAUGGACAUGCCUUCUGGAAAAUGGAAAAUGCCCACUUUAAAGAUGCCUGAUUUGGGUCUCUCAGGUCCCAAAAUAAAGACACCUGACUAUGAACUCAAGGCCCCUGAAAUGGAUUUGUUUAAGGCCAACUUUGAUUCCCCAGACUUCAAUAUCAUAGGACAUAAGCCAAAUAUUACAGCCCCAGACAUGAAUGUUGACAUGCCUAAAGGGAAACUUAAAGGACUAAAUAUAGAGAAGCCUAAUCUUUACAUGAACGCACAAGACUUUGACAUUGAUGCUCCUUCAGGUAAAAUGAAACUGCCAAAAUUGAGUCUUUCAGGAAGCAAGCUAGAAGGACAGGACUUUAAUGUAAAUUCUCCAAAGAUGAAUAACCCCAAAAUUAGAAGAGGAAUUGAUAGCCCUGAUUUUCAAGGCAUGGGGUCUGAUUAUGAUGUCUAUGCACAAAUGCACGCUAAAGAUCUUGCAGUUCAAAAGGGUAAAAUCAAAGGAGUCAAAACAUAUGAUAUGGAUGUACCCUCAAGAGACAUUAGAAUACCAGGUGGAUUUGAUAUUGAUGAAAACUGGAACACUAUGUCAGUGCCUAAACCCCAUGCUUCAAGAAGUAGAGAACAUUUUGCUGUGACACAUUCAAAUAUGGGAAUGAACACCAUGCAAGGAUCACCCCAUAUUGGAGGUAGAGCAGAUUAUUAUGGAAGAACUAAUAAGAUUCCUAAGAGUCAUUACACUACUGAUGACAUAUGCUAUACUUGGAAAGGAAUGCCUAGUAUAGAUGGAAGGGGAAAUAGGCAAAUUGAGAAUGGACAGACAUCCAGUGGCCGUAGACAAACAAUGAGAGGACUGCAGUCACAUGCAAUGGAUCUAGAGGUUCCAGAAAGCACAUUGAAAGGAAGGUUUAACCUUCCUAAACUAAUAUAAUGGUAUAGUUAAAAAGAAGGGAAAUAGGAGAUGAAAAUGAGCUUGUCAUUGGUAAUCAUGUUUACUGAGCUGAUAAUUUAUUAGUGGGUUGAUUUAUUUAGCAUGUUUGUAUAAAUCAACAUACGUAGACACUGUAAAUGGGUUUGCACAAACUAUCUCUACACUUCUUAUCUUAACAUGAACACUUAUGGACAAACAUCUACAUACAAGAAGUGUUACAUUAUAUAUGUGAAUGUACAUUUGCACUUAUAGACCAUAUGCCUCUAAAUCAAAUAUAUUCCAAGUACAAGGUGAUUUUAUAUCUAUUUAUUUAAUGUAUAGGAUAUUGAUACUAUUAUGUGGAGCAAUCCUGAUUCAAUAUUUUAAAGCUAAUACUCAACAUUGUAAAUUAUGUAAAAUGUAUUCUUUACAUGUUCUGAAUAUAAUGUGGAUGAGUUGUGUAAAAAGUGAUUAUUUAAUUUUGUGCCAUCUUGGAUUGUUACUGUUAUUGCACAAAUUAAUUAAUAGAUUCAAUGCUAUACAUUAGGGUACAAACGGACUAAAGUCUAAUGAAAUAAACAGGAAAUGGUUUUUAAAUAAUGUGGUUAUUUUAACAUAUGAAAUGUUAUACUACAAAUAUUUUGUUGUAUUAAAAGUAUUUACAAAUGGUGGCAAAUAUUGCUGUAUUACUAUU